UGUCACCAAUUAAAAUUCCCACAUGAAAUAACUCCAGCUAAUCCCAAUUCUAAAAUCUAAGCCUCUUGCAUUCAAUAUUUCAACAAAGAGAGAGAGAGAGAGAGAGAAAGAGCCCAGAAUUCAGAAAUAAAUAAACACUUUUUUGGUUCUGCACAUUCUCUGUACUCUUAAGAGCCUAGAAAACAGGAAAUAAGUAUCUUACUUUCUGUUUUGAAUUUUGUAAAAGUGGAGUAUAAAUGUCUACUGAGGUUAUGCAUACCUUAGGAGAAGAUACACAAGAGCUGCAGAAGCAAUUGGGAUGCAUGAAUGGGAUCUUUCAGCUCUUUGAUCGGCGGUACCUGCUUGGUCAACGUCGCCAGGGCCACCACCAUAAGAAGCCACCUCAAGGUCAAAGUGACAACAACAAGGAGUUCAACAAUGCAUCAGAGAAAUCUAAGGAGAAAAACCCGAACAACAACGUUGCGAAAGAGAAGCACAGAGUAUCAGUCGAAUCAUCAAGAAACUCGUUUUCUUCUUCCUGUUCAUCAUUAGAUUGUAGUAAAAGAGUACAAACCGAAUCAUCCUCAUUUUGCCCAAGUAUUGUUUCCGAACCCUCAUCUCCAACCUCAAAUAAAAAACCCGAUUCGUGGGUCCCACCAUCUGAUAUUAGAGAUGUAGUUAAGGACUCAAUGACUCGAAAGCCUCGAGUAGUGUCAGUUAAAACCGUUGCAAAAGACGGACGAAAAGGUCCCACAAUGACACAUGUCGAUUCCCCAAGGCCUUUACAACAACACCCGAAACCCGUUCCAUACGAAAGAAAAGAUCUAAACCUUGCUAAGCUUCAUGACAUUUCAACUUUGACUACAAGGGGAGUCAAAGAAGUGAAAAUCACAUCAAGAUAUUCAUACGAUGGACGCGAAUCACCGUAUAAGUUAAAAUCAGUUUCAAAUGUUAAGGACCGCCCGAGGCUUUCCUUGGAUAGCAAGCAAAGUUCUACGAGGAACCGGACAAAUGUAGUUGACCAAACCCAACCCGAUGAGCCCGGAAGUAACAAAAGACCACCAUCAAGUGUAGUGGCGCGAUUAAUGGGCCUAGAAGUUGUAAAGUGUGAAGCCUUGAAGAUAAAACCUUGUGUGGACGAUGAACCGAUUUCGGGCUCAAGAUUAUCAAGAAAAUCAGUUUCACCAAGAGUUUCCAAUGCAUUGACUAGAAUUCCACUAGAACCAGCUCCAUGGAAGCAGGAAGUCAAACAACCGGUCAACAAGAAGGCGCAAUCUGUUUAUGGUCAAAUAGAGAAAAGGUUGACUGAAGUUGAGUUUAAAACAUCUGGUAAGGAUCUCAGAGCUCUUCAACAGAUACUUGAAGCAAUACAGAGGACAAAGAUGAGGUUAGACAACACAGGGCCCCACAAAAGUGUCAUUACACCAGCUAAUGUAGCUUCAGAUUCCUUGGAGAUCACAAAUCUACCAAAAGUCAAGAAAGUCAACCCUGGUAGGGGACAUACAAGAAAUUUGAAACCUACAGAAACUAAAGCAACUGGUGGGGCUAAAAAACCAAUCUCGCCGCCUUCACACGUGGCGAGAAAUUCGGGAAGCGUGAGCCCGAGAGUUCAGAAACCAAAGGUCAAGAAGCAGCCAACUGGGAAGCUGACUGUAUCGAGCGCCAAAGCCAGGGACCAAUCGCGUAGGGACAACCGUAAAACGAGAAGCUUAAGUGAACAAGGUGACAUGGUUUCCUUCCCCUCAGAAAGUGAUGCUAGUGUUGCUUCACAAAAGGGGCCAGAAAAUAAAUUUGCGGAAAGGUUGAUGGGGUGUAAACCAAUGGCGGAACAACCAAGUCCUGUUUCGGUUCUUGAUGCAUUUUACACAGAAGAUACACCAUCGCCGGUUAAAAAGAAAUCAUAUGACUUUAAAGAUGACGAGGAUUUAUGCUUUGAUGAGCGAGAAUGGAGUCAAGUGGGAAUCGAUAACUCGGUGAGCAGCACAGAAUCAAAUCAGCUGAGUUCCGGAUACAGCAACAUAAAAUUCGAAAACAUAAAGCAACUUGUUCAUCAAAUUGAGUUACUAGACUCCUCCACCAAUGAUGAAUCCGCAACCAAUCCACAUGAAGACCAGAUAUACAUCAAGGAGAUUUUACUAGCCUCGGGUUUUCUAAAUAAUCUUGAUUGCGCCACCACAAUCGUUCACCUCCAUCCAACAGCCAGCUUGAUCAACCCUGAGUUGUUCAACAUUUUGGAGAAAACCAAAGAGUGCACCUCAAAAUCCAAGAAAAUCGAAAGAAAAAUGAUAUUCGAUACCAUCAAUGAUAUUCUUGCACAGAAAUUAGCCAGAUCAGCUUCUUCCAAACUUUGGACAAGCAAAAAGACAUCAGGAUUUCUGAAUGGAGAGAAGCUUCUGGAAGAAUUAUGCUUAGAAAUACAUAAUCUUCAAACUAAUAAAGCCAGUGAUCCAUAUGAUGAAGUAAUAAACAUCGUCAGCGAAGAUGUGAAUAACAAGUCAGAAGACUGGGAUCACAACUGUAACGAGAUUCCAGCUCUCGUGUUAGAUAUCGAACGUCUUAUUUUUAAGGAUUUGAUUAGCGAGAUUGUGAACGCUGAAGUAUCUGGUUCACAAGAAAGGCACGCGAGGCACCGUAGGCAGUUAUUUCUUAUUUAGAAGAUGACUAUUGCUUUCCUAUGAUCAUGAUCUAGUUUCUUUUCCUUAAUGUUGAUGGGUUCAGAAGUACACCAAGUGAUUAGUGAAAUAAUGCAUCUGUUUCCAAGUAAAAUUGUAACUUUAACUGCAUAUAAACUAUAUACAAAAUUAACUAGCUUUGUGUACAAA
Messenger RNA from Helianthus annuus (common sunflower), 2801 nucleotides. Its product is annotated as protein LONGIFOLIA 1. The transcript is spliced from 5 exons. The record is from RefSeq and is a predicted model, not a curated record. The coding region runs from base 237 to 2633 and encodes 798 amino acids. NCBI's taxonomy places the organism in Eukaryota, Viridiplantae, Streptophyta, Magnoliopsida, Asterales, Asteraceae. Gene Ontology annotation, biological process: regulation of monopolar cell growth.